AUGGACCAGAGCCAGCCCAGGCUGAUCCAUCAGAAAAGUCGAAGUUACUCUGAACUCAGCAGUAUGUCCAUGAAGAGUGAUCGGUCUAUGGGUCGAUUUAUUGACUUCAAACAUGGACAGCAGUCUGCUGAUCAGAGGAUCCAUCAGAAAAGACAAAACUACUCUGAACUCAGCAGUAUGUCCAUGAAGAGUGACCGGUCUAUGGGUCGAUUUAUUGACUUCAAACAUGGACAGCAGUCUGCUGAUCAGAGGAUCCAUCAGAAAAGACAAAACUACUCUGAACUCAGCAGUAUGUCCAUGAAGAGUGACCGGUCUAUGGGUCGAUUUAUUGACUUCAAACAUGGACAGCAGUCUGCUGAUCAGAGGAUCCAUCAGAAAAGACAAAACUACUCUGAACUCAGCAGUAUGUCCAUGAAGAGUGACCGGUCUAUGGGUCGAUUUAUUGACUUCAAACAUGGACAGCAGUCUGCUGAUCAGAGGAUCCAUCAGAAAAGACAAAACUACUCUGAACUCAGCAGUAUGUCCAUGAAGAGUGAUCGGUCUAUGGGUCGAUUUAUUGACUUCAAACAUGGACAGCAGUCUGCUGAUCAGAGGAUCCAUCAGAAAAGACAAAACUACUCUGAACUCAGCAGUAUGUCCAUGAAGAGUGACCGGUCUAUGGGUCGAUUUAUUGACUUCAAACAUGGACAGCAGUCUGCUGAUCAGAGACCAAAUAUCAUUAGUUUUGUGAAGAGCGAGCUGAAGAAGAUCCAGAGGGUUCUUAGUCCAGAUUACCCAGAAUGCUCAGAGAGUCAGAGUGAGGGUGAGGAGGUGUUGGACGGAAAGGAGGAAGAGCAGAGGAGAAGCAGCAGAGAGGCAUUUCUGAACAUCACAUUGCAUUUCUUGAGGAGAAUGAAGCAGGAGGAGCUGGCUGACUGUCUGCAGAGCAGAACUGGUGCUGCAGAGUGUCAAUAUAAACUCAAGUCUAACCUGAAGAAGAAGUUCGAGUGUGUGUUUGAGGGGAUUGCUAAAGCAGGGAACCCAACCCUUCUGAAUCAGAUCUACACCGAGCUCUACAUCACAGAGGGAGGGACUGCAGAGGUCAAUGGUGAACAUGAGGUCAGGCAGAUUGAAACAGCAUCCAGGAAACCAGACAAACCAGAAACAAUCAGACGAGAAGACAUCUUUAAAGCCCCAGCUGGAAGAGAUGAACUAAUGAGAACAGUGAUGACAAAGGGAGUGGCUGGCAUUGGGAAAACAGUCUUAACACAGAAGUUCACUCUGGACUGGGCUGAAGACAAAGCCAACCAGGACAUACAGUUCACAUUUCCAUUCACUUUCAGAGAGCUGAAUGUGCUGAAAGAGAAAAAGUACAGCUUGGUGGAACUUGUUCAUCACUUCUUUACUGAAACCAAAAAAGCAGGUAUCUGCAGAUUUGAAGAGUUCCAGGUUGUGUUCAUCUUUGAUGGUCUGGAUGAGUGCCGACUUCCUCUGGACUUUCACAACAAUAAGAUCCUAACUGAUGUUACAGAGUCUACCUCUGUGGAUGUGCUGCUGACAAACCUCAUCAGGGGGAAACUGCUUCCCUCUGCUCGCCUCUGGAUAACCACACGACCUGCAGCAGCCAAUCAGAUCCCUCCUUGGUGUAUUGACAUGGUGACAGAGGUCAGAGGGUUCACUGACCCACAGAAGGAGAAGUACUUCAGGAAGAGAUUCACACAUAAGGAACAGGCCAGCACAAUCAUCUCCCACAUCAAGAGAUCACGAAGCCUCUACAUCAUGUGUCACAUCCCAGUCUUCUGCUGGAUCACUGCUACAGUUCUGGAGAAUGUGUUGAGAAGAAGAGAAAGAGGAGAGCUGCCGAAGACCCUGACUGAGAUGUACAUCCACUUCCUGGUGGUUCAGUCCAAAGUGAAGAAUGUCAAGUAUCAUGAAGGAGCUGAGACAGAUCCACACUGGAAUCCAGAGAGCAAGAACAUGAUUGAGUUUCUGGGAAAACUGGCUUUUGAACAGCUGCAGAAAGGCAACCUGAUCUUCUAUGAAUCAGACCUGAUAGAGUGUGGCAUCGAUAUCAGAGCAGCCUCAGUGUACUCAGGAGUGUUUACAGAGAUCUUCAAAGAGGAGAGAGGGCUGUACCAGGACAAGGUGUUCUGCUUCAUCCAUCUGAGUGUUCAGGAGUUUCUGGCUGCUCUUCAUGUCCAUCUGAAGAUCAUCAACUCUGGAGUCAAUCUGCUGGCAGAAGAACAAACUUCAUCCUGGUUGUCUAAAAUCUUUAAAGACACACGUAAACCAAAACAUCUUUACCAGCAUGCUGUGGACGAGGCCUUAAAGAGUCCAAAUGGACACCUGGACUUGUUCCUCCGCUUUCUUCUGGGUCUUUCACUGCAGACCAAUCAGGCUCUCCUACGAGGUCUGCUGACACAGACAGGAAGUAGCUCACAGACCAAUCAGAAAACAGUAGAGUACAUCAAGAAGAAAAUCGGUGAGGAUCUGUCUGCAGAGAGAAACAUCAAUCUGCUCCACUGUCUGAAUGAACUGAACGAUCGUUCUCUCGUGGUGGGGAUCCAACAGCACCUGAGUUCAGGAAGUCUCUCUACAGAUAAACUGUCUCCUGCUCAGUGGUCAGCUCUGGUCUUCAUCUUACUGUCAUCGGAAAAAGAUCUGGAUGUGUUUGACCUGAAGAAAUACUCUGCUUCAGAGGAGGCUCUUCUGAGACUGCUGCCAGUGGUCAAAGCUUCAAAAAAAGCUCUGCUGAGCGGCUGUAACCUCUCAGAGAGAAGCUGUGCAGCUCUCUCCUCAGUUCUCAGCUCCCAGUCCUCUAGUCUAAGAGAGCUAGAUCUGAGUAACAACAACCUGCAGGAUUCAGGAGUGAAGCUGCUGUCUGCUGGACUGGAGAGUCCACACUGUACACUGGAAACUCUCAGCCUUUCAGGAUGUCUGGUCACAGAGGAAGGCUGUGCUUCUUUGGUUUCAGCUCUUAGCUCCAACCCCUCCCAUCUGAGAGAGCUGGAUCUGAGCUACAAUCAUCCAGGAGCCUCAGGAGAGAAACUGCUGUCUGCUGGACUGAAGGAUCCACACUGGAGACUGGGCACUCUCAGGGUGGACCAUGAUGGAGAGCACAGGUUAAAACCUGAUGUAAGGAAGUAUUUCUGUGAACUCACACUGGACAUAAACACAGCACACAAAAAACUCAAACUGUCUGACAACAACAGGAAGGUGGAACGUGUGGAGGAGUAUCAGUCAUAUCGUUAUCAUCCAGACAGAUUUGACUCCUGGGUUCAGCUGCUGUGUAGAAAUGGUCUGACUGGCCGAUGUUACUGGGAGGUCAAGUGGAGUGGAAGAGUUCAUAUAUCAGUGACUUACACAGGAAUCAGCAGGAAAAUAGACAGUGAUGACUGUAGGUUUGGAAGGAACAAUCAGUCGUGGAGUCUGUUCUGCACUGAUGGCGGUUACUCUGUCAGUCACAAUAAGAGAGAAACAUCCAUCCCCUCCUCCGCUGUCUCUCACAGAGCAGCAGUGUAUGUGGACUAUCCUGCUAGCACUCUGUCCUUCUACAGAGUCUCCUCUGACACACUGAUCCACCUCUACACCUUCAACACCACAUUCACUCAGCCUCUGUAUGCUGGGUUUGCAGUCGGGUAUGGUUCCUCAGUCUCCCUUUGUCCUCUGUCUGAGGGAGAGUCUCCUCCUGUGUAG
Messenger RNA from Thunnus maccoyii (southern bluefin tuna), 3675 nucleotides. RefSeq names its product NACHT, LRR and PYD domains-containing protein 4-like. The transcript has 14 exons. Gene Ontology annotation, molecular function: protein binding. The record is from RefSeq and is a predicted model, not a curated record. Bases 1 to 3675 code for a protein of 1224 amino acids. NCBI's taxonomy places the organism in Eukaryota, Metazoa, Chordata, Actinopteri, Scombriformes, Scombridae.